UGACAUCAGCCUCUGAGCCGAGAAUGGUAACUUGUGUCGGGAUCGAAGCGCUCACAUCAGUGGCAUGCUUCAUGGAGUUAUGUGCCUCGCGUUGCCCUCUGAACUGCCAUCAUGGACUGCAGCGCCCUAAUACUUUUCCUUUUCCUCUUGUCGCUCAUUUCCCGCGCCGACUUCAGCCUUUAUCCGUCCAAUGAAGUUAACCUGUUGGAUUCCAAAGCAAGCCAAGGGGAGCUGGGGUGGAUAUCAUAUCCAUCACAUGGGUGGGAGGAGAUCAGUGGAGUGGAUGAGCACUACACACCUAUUCGGACCUUCCAGGUGUGCAAUGUCAUGGAGUACAGCCAGAAUAACUGGCUGAGGACCAACUGGAUCCCUCGCAAUUCUGCCCAGAAAAUCUAUGUGGAGCUCAAGUUCACGCUGAGAGACUGCAACAGUAUCCCCCUGGUGUUGGGGACCUGCAAAGAGACCUUCAAUUUGCACUACCUGGAGACAGACGAGGACCAGGGCAGUAAGUUUCGCGAGCACCAGUUCUCGAAAAUAGACACAAUCGCAGCUGAUGAGAGUUUUACACAGAUGGACCUGGGGGAUCGCAUCCUUAAACUGAACACAGAAGUGCGGGAGGUGGGUCCUGUCACUAAGAAAGGCUUUUACUUGGCCUUCCAGGACGUGGGGGCCUGUGUGGCCCUGGUUUCAGUACGCGUGUACUUUAAGAAAUGCCCUUUCACAGUGAGGAACCUGGCCAUGUUCCCCGACACUGUGCCCAUGGACACACAGUCAUUAGUAGAAGUGAGGGGCUCGUGCGUCAACAACUCCAAGGAAGAGGACCCGCCUAAAAUGUACUGUAGCACAGAGGGAGAAUGGCUGGUACCUAUUGGGAAAUGUCUGUGUAAUAUUGGUUACGAGGACCGGGGAGUCACCUGUCAAGCCUGCCGUCCUGGCUUCUAUAAGGCCUCCUCUGGGAAUGUGAAGUGUUCCAAGUGUCCCCCGCACAGCUACACACACCAGGAGGGCGCCGUGCACUGCAGCUGUGAGAAGAACUACUUCCGAUCAGAAGGAGACCCCGUUUCGAUGGCCUGCACCCGUCCUCCCUCUGCCCCCCGGAACGUGAUCUCGGUCAUUAAUGAGACGUCGGUGAUCCUGGACUGGAGCUGGCCAGCAGACACGGGCGGCAGAAAGGACAUUAUGUUUAACGUAGUGUGUAAGCGGUGUUUAACUGGCUCCAAACAGUGUGCACCAUGCAGAGGGGCUGUGCGCUUCCUGCCCCAUGCUAUGGGCCUUACCAACACUACUGUGACUGUGGCAGACCUGCUGGCACACACCAACUACACAUUUGAGAUUGAGGCACAGAAUGGAGUUUCCUCUCUGGCCCCUGCACUGCGCCAAUAUGCUGCUGUGACUAUAACAACCAACCAAGCAGCUCCAUCCCCGGUCACGGUCAUCAGGAAGGACAGAACAUCCCGAAACAGCAUCUCACUAUCCUGGCUGGAGCCAGAAAGACCCAAUGGUAUCAUCCUGGACUAUGAGGUCAAGUACUAUGAGAAGGAACAAGAGACCAGCUACACCAUCCUGAGAUCCAAGGGCACCAAUGUCACUCUGAAUGGACUGAAACCUGACACCAGCUACCUGCUGCAGAUUAGAGCACGUACUGCAGCAGGCUACGGCAGCAGCAGCCGCAAGUUCGAGUUUGAGACCAGCCCAGAUUCCUUUUCAAUCUCCAGCGAGAACAGUCAGGUGGUGCUGAUUGCUAUCUCCUCUGCUGUGGCCAUCAUCCUCCUCACAGUGGUUCUCUACAUUGUGAUUGGCAGGUUUUGCGGGUACAGCAAAUCCAAACAUCCAGACGAAGAGACUCUAAUUUUUGGCAAUGGACACUUGCGGCUGCCUGGUAUCAGGUCCUAUGUGGAUCCACACACUUAUGAAGACCCAAGUCAGGCGGUGCACGAAUUCGCUAAAGAACUUGAUGCAUCCUGCAUCGCCAUCGACAAAGUAGUGGGUGCAGGUGAAUUUGGGGAGGUGUGCAGUGGCCGUCUGAAACUGCCCUCUAAGAAAGAGAUCUGUGUGGCAAUUAAGACACUCAAAGCCGGAUACACAGAGAAACAGAGGCGGGACUUCCUGAGUGAGGCCAGCAUCAUGGGACAAUUUGACCACCCCAACAUUAUCAGACUUGAAGGCGUGGUCACUCGCAGUAAGCCAGUGAUGAUAGUGACAGAGUACAUGGAGAAUGGAUCUUUGGACAGCUUCCUGCGAAAACAUGAUGCUCAGUUCACGGUGAUUCAGCUGGUGGGCAUGCUGCGUGGUAUAGCAUCAGGUAUGAAAUACCUCUCAGACAUGGGCUACGUGCACAGAGACCUGGCUGCCCGCAACAUCUUGGUCAACAGCAACCUGGUGUGCAAAGUCUCUGACUUUGGACUGUCCAGAGUGCUUGAGGAUGACCCCGAGGCUGCCUACACAACAAGAGGUGGCAAGAUCCCAAUUAGGUGGACGGCACCAGAGGCCAUUGCCUACCGCAAAUUCACCUCAGCUAGCGACGUGUGGAGCUAUGGCAUUGUACUUUGGGAGGUCAUGUCCUAUGGAGAGAGGCCUUAUUGGGAGAUGUCCAAUCAGGAUGUGAUCAAGGCAGUGGACGAAGGCUACCGUCUUCCCCCACCCAUGGACUGCCCUGCAGCCCUGUACCAGCUAAUGCUGGACUGCUGGCAAAAGGACCGAAACAACCGCCCCAAGUUUGAGCAGAUUGUCAGCAUCCUGGACAAGCUUAUCCGUAACCCUAGCAGUCUGAAGAUCACAGCCAACACCGCCUCCAGGCCGGUCAACUUACUCGUGGACCGGAACAGCACAGAUGUGGCGUCGUUCAGCACUAUGGGAGACUGGCUGGAGAGCGUGAGGACAUUGCCCUGUAAGGAGGCCUUCAGCGGGGUCAGCUAUAGCUCAUGUGACACACUGCCCAAAACCUCUGCAGAGGACUUCAAGAAAGUUGGUGUAACAAUUGUCGGACCUCAGAAGAAGAUUGUGAGCAGCAUCAAAGCACUUGAAACGCACACGAAGAAUGGCCCAGUUCCUGUGUAAAAAACAAAAAAACAAAAAAACAAAACAUAGAUAAAUAAAGGAAUAAAAAGGGAGGGACAAGAAAGAAAGAGAUAUGUACACAGAUGUGACUGUUGCUGCUUUUGGCUUUAACAGACAGGAAUUCUGUAUUAGAGAAAAGUAGAAACUACAAGUGAAAAGAAAUCAGUGCAUAGCAGAAGAGAAGAGUCUUUCCAGCGCUUAUUAAUGGUGCUCAGGCAGAGAGUGUUGCCUCCCACGCUAUUGAUGUGUUGCCUUAUGUAGAAAAGAAGGAUGAGAGUGGGUGUGGCUCCGGGGCCUGCUGAACCUGUGCUAUGGGUUGGAGUCCAGGCUCCUGUCAGAUCUCCACAUGCCAUGAGUAUGUGUGUGAAGAGCAAGAUGGAGCCGUCAGGAGCCAGGCCAAGCGGAUACAACUGAAAGCUCUUAAUGUAUGACAGGAGAGAGGUGAGAUGCCUUUAGUAAAAAAAAAACAAAAAAACAUUGCAAUAGCAGUAGCUCUCGUUGUUGGAAGGCUGCCCUUUCGGAGAGAAAUGAACUCAAGCUCAAGGCCUCUUCCAUCCUCACGAAUCAUUGGUCUAUCUGUGGUCAUGUUGGAUUGGGUGUGUCUGGGCUAGCAGGAGACAAACAGCCUGCCAAUACAUGAGAGCCCCCUUUAAUUUCCAGAUUUCACUAGAGAACAAGAGAAAUUGGGAAACGGAUUCCAGUAAACUACACUACAGUUGCCCAUAAAAGCAAGACUGCCAGACAAGCCAAGAAUGAUGUUCCAGCAAUUUGCUAAUGCUUCUGAGGAUCAGACACAACGGGCGGCGUAUUUGAUUAACUAUUAAUCUGUAAGAGAACGGGCAUCUCAAACAGUCACGCUUGAAACAUCCGGAGUCAACGUGUAUACUGUGAACUUGCUCCAUUGAUGAGAUGUUUAUGUCACUUUAAAAGUAAAGCAGACGCUUUCUUGUGCUGUUGAGAGAACCCCUGGAAAUAUAUUAACCAAAAGUGAACAUGUGAAUUUAUCAGCAACUUGAAAAAUCAAUGCAACUGUAAAAUGUAUGUCCUCGAUUUCUGAACAUUCAGAAAUCACUUUAAAAGCAUAUUGUGGAAUAAUAUUUUACUUUACUAAUUUUGGAACAUGGUCAGACAUGUUGGUAGCACCUGCAUAUGUCCAGUUAGAUCAGCGAGAGAGUAAUUCAGAAAAACAUUCUGACUGUAGAGGAGGAUGGGAAGCGUUAGAUGUGACAGGUAAAAUGAAGGACUUUGGUGAAGAACAUAUCCUAUAAUUUACAGCAGUGAGUCUAUUUUGAGAAAAAAAUCUUCAAAUGGUAGUGAGAUCUGUGAGGGGAAGUGCUUUAAGGACAAUGUCAAGUACUAUAUCAUUAUUGCAAAAGCUCAGGAUGCAUAGCCCUUGUUCAGUCGUUGAGAAGCAAAAGAGAGAAGUGAAUACCAUGCAACCGACUACUUCAGGCUAAGUCUCUGUGCCAUUGUUCAUUGAUUUGUUUUUGGCUGCAAACAGAAAUAGAAAUGCUCUGACGGGGUAGGAGAUGUGUAGUCAUUAUAUUCAGAUAACCAUCAUUGGCAUUUGAACCUUUUAUUAGUGCAUCUUGAUAAGGCUUAUGCAGAUCAUGAAAGACUGAAAAAGUUGCCCAUGCAGAGAGUGACUUUCUCUGAAAUUCAACACUUUAUGAAGGAACUUUGUUAGCUCUUCCACUGUUCCUCCUCAAUCUGCCUGUAAAUGUUGCUGCUCUCUCAGCUAUUAGCAUGUACAUAUGUAAACAGGACCUGUAAUAAUAGCAAUGGUGAACCUAGCGGUACUAUUGAUUACCCGGCCAUCCCUUUGUACAAAUGUUUGUAUGUAUAAAAGAAUGAAAGAAAAAUGUGUGCAAACUUUAAAAGAGCAAAAACUCCUUUGUAUUAUAUUUUAUGUUAUUUUGUAUCAUAUUUGUUUUUUACAUUAAAAAAAGCAAUGGUAAUGACCUAUUUAUUUGAUAACAGUAUACCGUGCCAAUUUGAAUGUUUUUUGUUUGUAGCAUACAGUAAGUUAUGACAUGGUUACGUGAUGACAUUAUCAGUGUUUUGUAUUUUACUUUAAGAAACUUCUAAAGAGCAAUACUGCCCCUCCCCCUCCUCCUCCUGUACUCUUUCUUUAGACCGGUGUGUGUGUGUGUGGGUCUGGGUGUGUGUGAAAAUGUAGAUGGCCUUGUCUACUAAUGUAAAAUGAUUUGUAGUGGAAACAUUUAUAUUUUUAUAAUAAACUGUCUGAAAAUAUUUUCUAAAGAAGGAAUGCCGAGAA
Pygocentrus nattereri (red-bellied piranha) is the source of this 5335-nucleotide messenger RNA. It is a transcript of the gene epha3, whose product is annotated as eph receptor A3. Gene Ontology annotation, cellular component: plasma membrane; neuron projection. Gene Ontology annotation, biological process: protein phosphorylation; cell surface receptor protein tyrosine kinase signaling pathway; axon guidance. NCBI's taxonomy places the organism in Eukaryota, Metazoa, Chordata, Actinopteri, Characiformes, Serrasalmidae. The record is from RefSeq and is a predicted model, not a curated record. Gene Ontology annotation, molecular function: transmembrane-ephrin receptor activity; ATP binding; protein binding.